Symphalangus syndactylus (siamang) is the source of this 710-nucleotide messenger RNA. Its product is annotated as RNA transcription, translation and transport factor protein-like. Lineage: Eukaryota; Metazoa; Chordata; Mammalia; Primates; Hylobatidae. The record is from RefSeq and is a predicted model, not a curated record.
CCAAAGAGAGCGAGAAGCAGGGAGCAUGUUCCGAUGCAAGCUGACGGCUCUCAACUACCACAACCCCACCGGUUUCAACUGCAAAGAUGAAACAGAAUUUAGAAACUUCACUGUUUGGCUUGAAGACCAGAAAAUCAGACACUACAAGAUUGAAGACAGAGGUAAUUUAAGAAACAUCCACAGCAGUGACUGGCCCAAGUUCUUUGAAAAGUGUCUCAGAGAUGUUAACUGUCCUUUAAAGAUUCAAUAUCAACAAGAAGCUAUUGAUUGGCUUCUUGGUUUAGCUGUUAGAUUUGAAUAUGGAGAUAAUGCUGAAAAAUACAAGGACUUAGUACCUGAUAAUGCAAAAACUGCUGACAAUGCAACUAAAAAUGCAGAACCAUGGAUAAAUUUGGAUGUAAAUAAUCCUGAUUUUAAGCCUGGUGUGAUGGCUUUGGCUAACCUGCUUCAGGCUCACCGUCAUGAUGAUUACCUGGUAAUGCUUAAGGCAAUUCAAAUUUUGGUUCAGGAGCGCCUGACACAGGAUGCAGUUGCUAAAGCAAAUCAAACAAAAGAGGGCUUGCCUGUUGCUUUAGACAAACAUAAUCUUGGUUUUGACACAGGAGAUGUAGUUCUUAAUGAACCUACUCAAAUUCUGUGAUUGCUGCAUACAGAAGAGCUCAAACAGCUACAGACAAAAAUUAAUGAAGCCACGGCACUGUUGAGGCAAU